Messenger RNA from Mixia osmundae IAM 14324, 171 nucleotides. RefSeq lists its product as uncharacterized. The record is from RefSeq and is a predicted model, not a curated record. Lineage: Eukaryota; Fungi; Basidiomycota; Mixiomycetes; Mixiales; Mixiaceae. Bases 1 to 171 code for a protein of 56 amino acids. The transcript has 2 exons.
AUGACCACUGACAACAAGAAAGCAAGACCAGCGUUCGCAGUCGCUUUAGAAGCGCGUUACCCAAGGGGAACGGCUAGAUUUUCUCAUGAAAAGCACUCAGCAGAGCUAUACGAGAAGCGUUCGUACAAUCACAAUAACAUGCCCGUGCGAGUGCGCAGUGCAACGAUGUAG